CCCAUCCCGUCCCCGGCGGCGGCGCGGGGCGCGCGGCGGUCCCGGUUAGCGCGGCGGCAUGAAGGAGCCGGCGCUGCCUGGCACCUCGCUGCAGCGGGCUUGCCGCCUCCUCGUCGCCUUCUGCGCCCUGCACCUCUCGGCCACGCUGCUCUACUACCUGGCGGGCAGCUCCCUCACUCCGCCGCGCAGCCCCGAGCCGCCGCCGCGCCGCCCGCCGCCCGCCAACCUCUCGCUGCCGCCCUCCGAGCAGCUCCGGCCCGUCUCGGCGCAGCCCCGCACCCGGCCGGACUCAGCGCAGCCGGGGCUGUGCCCCGACCCGUCCCCGCUGCUCGUCGGACCGCUGCGCGUGGAGUUCUCCCAGCCUGUGAACCUGGAGGAGGUGGCGAACACAAACCCUGAUGUCAGGGAAGGAGGUCGUUUUGCUCCAAAGGACUGCAAAGCAUUGCAGAAAGUAGCAAUCAUCAUCCCGUUCCGAAACCGAGAGGAGCAUCUGAAGUACUGGCUCUAUUACAUGCACCCGAUUCUUCAAAGGCAGCAGCUAGAUUAUGGAGUAUAUGUCAUCAACCAGGAUGGAGAUGAAGAAUUUAACCGUGCUAAACUGCUGAACAUAGGAUUCGUGGAGGCUCUGAAGGAGUAUGAAUAUGACUGCUUUGUGUUUAGUGAUGUAGACCUGAUUCCCAUGGAUGACAGGAACACCUACAAGUGCUACAGCCAACCAAGGCACCUUUCUGUCUCCAUGGAUAAAUUCGGAUUUCGGUUACCCUACAAUCAGUAUUUUGGAGGUGUGUCUGCCUUGAGCAAAGAACAAUUCACAAAGAUCAAUGGGUUCCCAAACAAUUACUGGGGCUGGGGUGGUGAAGACGAUGACAUCUACAACAGGCUGGUGUUCAAAGGCAUGGGCAUAUCUCGGCCAGAUGCCAUCAUCGGGAAGUGCAGAAUGAUUCGCCACUCGCGUGAUCGAAAGAACGAGCCAAACCCGGAGAGGUUUGACCGAAUUGCUCACACCAGGGAGACAAUGAGCUCUGAUGGCUUGAACUCGCUCUCCUACAAGGUGCUAAGGACUGACAGGUUCCCUCUGUACACGAGGAUCACAGUGGCGAUUGGAUCUCCCGGCAGCUGACACGGCCGGCACGGCGGAGACCUCGGGAAGGUCCCCCGGACGCUGGGCUGGCAGAUUCUUUGUGUCAUCGGGUUUUUUAAGGGUUGUGAUGAACAACACGGAGCUCUCUCUGCAUGUCAAAGCCUCUCCAGACGAGCUGGACAACUGCUUUUCCCGUUGGUUGUUUUUAUAACUUCACCUCCAGCUCUCCAUUGUUUUGUAAGUUCAGAGGCUGUACAUAACAGUUGUAAAUACUUCCUCUUGCCAGAAAAUGAUGAAUCUGAUCGGCCACAGCGCUUCCCGUGUUCUGUCAUUGCUGGUCCCAGGUUAGUUUACCAACUGCAGCUGUGGUGCAUCAGCAGUGACUGCCCAUCUUACGGCUUUUUAAAUUGGGUGGAUGAAAACAUUCCUUUUAAUUCAUUCCUUGGUUUUACUUUAUGAAGGACUGUAAGACGCUGCUAAAAUUGUACAAGUUUACUCAUUUCAUUAGGUUGUUUUUUAAGAGAGACAAAAUUACGUGGGUUUUUGUUUUGUUUUUUUUUAAUAGUGACCAAAGCAAACAGUCUUCUCCAUGUGCAGAGCACAUAACGAAUAACCACGUGUGGAUUCAGCGGAUGUCGCAAUCUCUUUCGGUCUCCAAAGAGACUUCUGAGUGAGCUGAGGCAGAAUGUGCCCUCAGAGAGCUCUGUGCAUGGGCUGGGAGCUGCACAGAUGUGCGGGAGCUCCUUGUGACCCGCAGCACCUGCUGGCUUCCCAUAAUGUGCCUGCUGGGUGUGAUUUUUUUUUUCUUGCCUAAGCAGAGCAGGACACACCUGGGGGAUCUCUUUGGUUGGUGGGUCAUUCUGGUUUGCUUGUUUGUUUGUUUUUCCCCCAAAAGAGUGGAUGGGUUUAAAUUGCACAAGGAAUCGAUAGCCUUAACAUUUACAGACACUUUUUACCAGUGGUAGGAAGCUGCCACGCUAUUUAAACAUGGUCUGAAGGUUCUUAAGAACAGCAUUCUGCUAGCAAGGUCAUGUGUAAAACUUGAAUUCACUUAUUACUUUCAUUGUUGUUGUAACUUUUUGAUAACUUUUUAAAGUAAUUUGUAUAUCGUAAGUGGUAUAUUUAAUGCCAGAUUAAAGCAGGGUGCAGCACAAUGGCAUACGCUUCAAGGCCUCCUUUAUCUUCAGGCUGGUAGGCUCCUCUGUGUCACCACAUAUGUGAAUUUGCUCUGGUGUUUGCCCAUGGGCUGCUGAGGUGCAGGCAGGACCCACGGUGCGUUUACUCAGAAGCCUGCUGAGAGUUUUGCUGUGCCAGGAUUCCACGCAGCACUCCGGGGAGGCACAGAGCAGUGCUGCAGGGCACUGCCUUCUGCUGGGCACCGCUGCUCCCAUCCACGGCCCAGGGAAAGUCUUGGGCACCAACACCUCGGAGCUGUUUCAAGCGGUGUAAAGCUCUCUCUGCCAAUGCAGAAAACCUGAUUCCUUCUGGUGAGUUCUGCCCGCCAGCUCUGAUCACAGCAAUUUGCACUUCCCUUGGCCUGUGCUGGAGGCUGUUGAAAUCAGGGACACAUGUAUUGGGGAUCAUCUUCAGCACUGCCUUUUUUCUUUCCCUUUUAACUAUUUUCCUGUUUUUUUGCUUUUUUUUUGUUUGUUUGUUUGUUUGUUUGUUUAUUUUCUUUUUCCUUUCCCUUUUUGGGGACUUAGGAGCUGAAGGUUUUGCUGAAUCCUUGCACUACAGGGGUGGGAUCCUGCAGGGCCAGGGGGACAGUGCCUUGCUCUAUUGUCUUGAUAUUUCUUCCUAGCCAGCAGUGGCCCCAAGGAUGCACAGACCAUGCUCCCAGCGAGGUACCCAGCUGCAUUUCCAGUGUCACUUUGGAAUCAUGCUCACCCCAAGUACUUGCAUACGGCUUCUGGCCAGACCUGCUGCACCGGCUACACCUGGCAUGGCAUGAGGGCAGGCUUGCAGAGCACACUGAAGGAAUGACCUUUUGGCAGGUCAGGCUCUGGUGCACGCAGAUACAAGGGGGUGUGCAAAAGCAGGAUGUGUUGCAGAAGCCAGACCAGAUACCCAUCUGCAGAACCCUGGUAUAGCCACAGACUGCACCAGUAACUGAGAUAUAGGCAAGGGGUGGUGGUUUUGUUUUUACAUUUUCUGAUGUGCCUUGCAGGCUGGGCCCUGCUUCCACAGGCCAGCUCAGCACCAAACCCCACUGAGCACCUACUAGCAAUCCAGGGUCUCUGAGGGAGCACUUUGGUUUAGCCCUGAGCCUCUGUGCUCUGGAAAGCUGGAACCUGUGGCUGUGGAGGUACCCGUCUGCACACACUGGCAAUGCAAAGUGCCCGUCUUCUGCAUCUGAGUGUUCUUUUGGGCUUUGCUUGUUUGUUUUUUCUUCUGAUUAUCUGGAGAUUAGAAAACCUUUGUGUAAUGAGUUGUUGUUUUGCUGUAUGCUGGAAUCACGGAAUAUCGGUGCAGGUGGUCUGAGCUCUUCCUUCUGGUGUUGCAAUCGAAGCUGUCUACAGAUGUGCCUUGAUAUCCUUUGGGCAAAUGGGAACUGGAAAACCAGGAAACCUGAAAAUGGUUUUCAGCACACAGAUACUGGUGGAGCAGGAACUGCCGCCUUGUUUCUUUUCCAACACAAAUGCUUGUGUCAAAGCUGGGGCUGCUUCUUGUUUGUUUCACCAUUUGGGGCCAACCUGUGGUAUCCAACUCUUGUCCCUGCAUUAAGCUGUGCUCCUUGUUUUGGUGAAGGCUUUUGGUUCAGCCUGGCCCCAGAAUUGUCCUCGGGGGCCUUUUCCACAAGAACUCAUGUUUACAUAGAACUCAUUUUUCACCUGUGCGGGGUGGUUCUUUCCCUCCUGCAGCAACACUCAAAGCAGUGCUGUGCAUAGUGGUGGGCACCUACAAGAAAUAGCUGCAGGGGAAGCACCAAUGCUCAUUUUCCUGGGUGCUGCUGUUUGCUUGCAGGGAUGAGGAAGGGUCCUGGCAUGCAGCUUUUCCCCUGGAUGUUACUUAUGUACCAGACUGUUCGCAGGUCUCCUGCAGAUGGUUUAGCUUUUGCAUUUCUAUCAUUUAUAUGCCAAUGGAUGUAUAAUCCAAUGUUCCUAUUUUACUGCUGGUGUCAAAUAAAGUAUUUUCGGUUAUGA
Molecule: messenger RNA, 4224 nt
Organism: Coturnix japonica (Japanese quail)
Lineage: Eukaryota; Metazoa; Chordata; Aves; Galliformes; Phasianidae
Gene: B4GALT1
Product: beta-1,4-galactosyltransferase 1
Biological process (GO): protein N-linked glycosylation; carbohydrate metabolic process
Cellular component (GO): Golgi apparatus
Molecular function (GO): cytoskeletal protein binding; beta-N-acetylglucosaminylglycopeptide beta-1,4-galactosyltransferase activity
Source: RefSeq, a predicted model, not a curated record